This is a messenger RNA of Cavenderia fasciculata, 444 nucleotides long. It is a transcript of the gene ap1s2, whose product is annotated as sigma adaptin. Gene Ontology annotation, molecular function: clathrin-cargo adaptor activity. Lineage: Eukaryota; Evosea; Eumycetozoa; Acytosteliales; Cavenderiaceae. The record is from RefSeq and is a predicted model, not a curated record. The transcript is spliced from 3 exons. Gene Ontology annotation, cellular component: AP-1 adaptor complex; intracellular membrane-bounded organelle. Gene Ontology annotation, biological process: vesicle-mediated transport; protein transport. Bases 1 to 444 code for a protein of 147 amino acids.
AUGUUACAACCAGUACAAGGAAAGACUAGAUUGACUAAAUGGUACUCUUCCUUUACCAACAAGGAAAAGUCAAGAUUCACAAGAGAAGUUUCAAAUAUGGUGCUCAACAGACCACCCAAACUAUGCAACUUUUUGGAAUGGAAAGAAUAUAAGAUCAUCUUUAAGAGAUAUGCUAGUUUAUACUUUGUCGUAUGCGUAGAUAGAACAGAUAACGAACUCAUCGUAUUGGAAACAAUCCAUCACUUUGUUGAAAUUUUAGAUAGAUAUUUUGGAAAUGUUUGCGAAUUAGAUUUAAUUUUUAAUUUCCACAAAGCAUAUUAUAUUCUCGAUGAAUUAAUUAUGGCUGGAGAAUUACAAGAGACUAGUAAAAAGACGGUACUAAGAAUUAUGGCACAACAAGAUGCUCAACAAGAAAAUCCUAGCGAACAUAAAGUAGAUUUGUAA